This is a messenger RNA of Carassius auratus (goldfish), 1440 nucleotides long. RefSeq names its product sodium/potassium transporting ATPase interacting 5 (gene nkain5). The record is from RefSeq and is a predicted model, not a curated record. The transcript is spliced from 6 exons. The coding region runs from base 158 to 703 and encodes 181 amino acids. NCBI's taxonomy places the organism in Eukaryota, Metazoa, Chordata, Actinopteri, Cypriniformes, Cyprinidae. Gene Ontology annotation, biological process: regulation of sodium ion transport.
UAUUGUUUUUAACCCUAUCUGCUAUGUAUUUACACCUAUGAUCACAAAUUGUAAGAAUAGCAUAGUUUACUGAAAAAUACCGCUAAAAACAGACUACCUCAAAAUGAAUCUCUUUUAUUUACCAUUUUGAGUUUUACGUUAAUACCGGAUCGUGAAGAUGGGCUGCUGCUCGGGGAGGUGUAUGUUGAUGUUCUUCUGCGCUCUUCAGCUGAUCACUGCUGUGGAGAGACAGGUGUUCGACUUUCUAGGUUACCAGUGGGCACCCAUCCUUGUCAACUUCCUGCACGUCAUUGUGGUGAUAUUGGGCUUGUUUGGGACAGUCCAGUAUAAGCCUCGCUAUAUAGUUUUGUAUAUAGUCUGGAGCGUGUUUUGGGUGACUUGGAAUAUCUUUAUCUGUUGCCUUUAUCUUGACCUUGGAGGGCUUUCAAAGGACAGCAAUUACCUGUCAUUGGGACUUUCAUCUUACCGUUCAUGGUGGAAAGACAAUGGUCCAGGCUGUGAGAAUGGAAACCUCCCAACCACUAGAUGGCAGCAUAUGGAAAGUCCUGCUCUGGUCUCUGAGCUGGGCUGUGUGUUAGAAUUUCAAUACAUCGAAGUUAUGCACAGCGCCCUGCAACUGUUCAUUUCUGCCCUGGGAUUUGUAUUUGCCUGCUAUGUUGUCAACAUCUUCAAUGAAGAGGAAGACACAUGUUUAUUUGUAUAAGUGACAGUGUCCAGAUCUCAUCAACCUUUUAAGAGAGAGAAGGAACAUUGAGAAGGGAAAGAGAUGAAAGAAAAGGACAUUAACCAUUCUCAGAAUGGACCGGAGUGGAUGGAUUCCAAAUGAUGUAUAAACAUAACAAAACAUGCAAAUUAAGACAACAAGAGUGAUGUGAAUAUGAACAUGAAAUUCAAAUGUAUGUGUGUUUUAUUAUUUUUAUUUUGCCUAAUGACACUUUGAACUCCACAAGUGAACAAAAAACAAGUCACAAGACAUGUUUGGCAACUAUUAAUCCAAAGCUAAAGGAUACAGCAAUGGACCUCACAUGCUUUUAUGAAUACAUGCCUACAUUUUGUACAUUUUAAACAUAUUGUAAAGAUCUCUUUCAGUUCAUCUGUUUAAUUGUGGAAAUUAAGUGAAGAAGAAUUAAUUGCUUUACAUGCACUUGUGUCAUUAUACAGCAAAAUGCUGUUAAAUGUUUAAUGAUCAACAUCUGUCUCUUUUACUAUCUGUAACACGAGCCGUGUUUGUGAGAGGAGAGAGCAAUUACAAUACCUGCAUGUGCUGGUCUGUGUCUUACAAGCAAAACAGAAACAUUGUAAGUUAACACUUUCUGAACAUUAAACCUCAUUUUGUAAAUGUAAAUAAUGCAGCAUUUACUGAACACUGUUGAAUGCUGACUGUAGUGAGUCAUAUCUUUUAUUUUGUUAAAUUAUACAUGUAGUGUAUAUCUUGAUAAA